GAAGCAAAAGAAAGAUAGUGACAGUUUAUGUGUAGUAGCUGUUUUGCUAUCCUCCGAUAUUUUGUCAAUUUUCAACUGUUUCCCAUCUGCUAGAAAGCAGAAAAGUUUUUCAAAAUGUUAGGUAUUAGUGAGGUGCGGUGAUUAAAGUUGAAAAUAACGCGUGGAAAGAAGAAUUAAUAGUGUUUUAUACAAAAGGUCACAUCUGCAAAUUGUCGGACGCUCUGUAGGAUUGCCUUGUUAAAUUGGACCUUAACGUCCGUCCGCUGUCAAGAAUCAAGAAAUCCGACAGCAGGCAGCAGACAGUCAUGUCAACUAGUGUUAUACCAGGAGUUUCAUCAACUAUGGCUUCUGCAAUCAACGCGACGACGGCAACAUUAAUAAAUAUGGUGAAUGUUGAGCCAAAAAGCGAGGACACCGAACCGACUCCUAUAUUUCUACAAACAAAAGCAGCCCAGGGUAUUGCUGGAGCAUUCGUAGCAUUAGCACUUUUCCUAACAUGUCAACAAAUUUAUCAGCAUCUAAGGUGGUACACAAAUCCAACGGAACAACGUUGGAUAGUGAGAAUUUUAUUCAUUGUACCAAUUUACGGAACGUAUUCGUGGAUCUCACUGAUGUUCUUUAAUAGCGAAAGUUAUUAUGUUUACUUCUUCACAGUGAGAGAUUGCUACGAGGCAUUUGUCAUUUACAAUUUCUUGACCUUGUGCUAUGAGUAUCUUGGCGGUGAGGGUAAUAUUAUGUCGGAGAUUCGUGGUAAACCAAUUCGAUCCAAUUGCCUUUAUGGGACAUGUUUUUUAGUCGGCAAAACUUAUACAAUUGGAUUUUUGCGAUUUUGUAAACAGGCGACAUUGCAAUUUUGUUUGGUGAAACCAGUUAUGGCGUUUGUCAUAAUAUUUCUUCAAGCAUUUGGACAUUAUCGCGAUGGUGACUGGUCUCCCGAUGGUGGUUACAUUUAUAUUACAAUCAUCUACAACAUCAGCGUUUCACUUGCCUUAUACGGGCUCUUUCUCUUCUAUUUUGCUACACGAGACCUGCUCACUCCCUUCGAUCCGGUUCUUAAGUUCUGCACUGUUAAGAGUGUCAUCUUCCUCUCAUUCUGGCAAGGUGUGCUCUUGGCUAUUUUCGAGAAGGCUCAGGUUAUUUCGCCUGUUAUUAACAGUUUAGGACAAUCGACAAGCGCUGGUACUGUGUCAGCUGGCUAUCAAAAUUUCCUGAUUUGCAUCGAGAUGCUCUUCGCCGCAAUUGCCCUACGAUAUGCUUUUCCGUAUCAAGUUUACGCAGCUGGUUGCGUCACUGACUCGAGGGGACGAAGUGUCACAAUGCAAAGUAUUAGCAGCAGCCUAAAGGAGACGAUGAAUCCAAAAGAUAUUAUGACUGAUGCCAUCCAUAAUUUUCAUCCACAAUAUCAACAAUAUACUCAAUACAGUUCUGACGUCAAUACCAACUUGUCCUACGAAAAGCUGUAAGUGCCCCCAAGGCAUCUCAAUUUUUUAUUUCAAGAAACAUUGGACUUCGGACUUUUUACUCGUCCUUUGCAGAGAACCAAAAUGAUCUAAAGUCAACAAAAAGCAAAAAAAAAAAAUAUAUAUACAUACAAUUUUACCGAUAAUCUCUUUGUACGCGCUUUAAUAAUGCAGAUGAUCAUUAUAAAAUUUUGAUUUUCUGCGACAAAAAAGAAAAAAAAAAAAAAAAUCAGUUUUCUUUUGUUAAUUAAAUGGAAAUACUGACAAUAACCGUCCAAGGUAUCUCCGUUAGGACUUAACCAGCCUUAUUGUAUUAUAAAAAAUAGUACUUAAGCGUAUAACGUUUGCUUAUAAAGUGAAUAAAAUAAUUUAAUUAGAAUAUUUUUUUCUAAGAAAAAAAAGAGGGUAAACGGAACGGUAUAAUUCUGUGACGCUUGCUUUUCAAAUAAAAUAAUGACGAUAAAUAACAGCCGACAAAUAUCUCCUUCUACAUAUAAUCUAACUUUUUGAAAAUACAUUCACACUCGGGCAAUUUUUUUAAUUCACUUUCUGGAAAAAUCAUUUGCUUCUUUUUUUUUGGUAAAGAAACCGAAAACAAAUCACGCCUAACUCGAUAUAUUUGCGAAUGAGCAAAAACUAAGUAUUUUUUUUUUUGGUUUUUUUUGUUACUUCCUUAUGGAAGUAUUUUCUUGUUUUUCUAAUAUCAAACUUUUUUUUCGCACGACAAUGCCCAAGCUUUUAUGUCUUGUAACCCCUUCUCCUUUUCCUUUGGACUGCAUGAUGCAUUUGGUAACCUGAGAUUUUUAAUGCUAUAUAAACAAACACAUAUCAUCUUGCGUCGCUGGUAAUUAUACUGAUGUAAUCUAGUUUUUAUGUUGGAAUGUAACAGAAUUAUAAUAAUAAUUAUAAUAUAGUCAGUUCUUAUACUGUAUUGUUCCAAGUUUAUAAACGACCGAACUAUCAAAGCAUGACAACAAAAGUCUUACAAUCUAAAGAAACAAAAUAAUGUCUUUUCGUGACAAGAUCUUAUUCGAUUUUUUUUAUCUUAUUCAACUCGCAAAUAAUAUUACAAUAUUGCGUAUCAUUUGUAAUUUUUUUUUAUCCUUUUAAGAACGUGUUAUUAUAAUAACAGUAAAACAAUAAAAAUUAUUUUAUUUUUAAAA
Molecule: messenger RNA, 2623 nt
Organism: Leptopilina heterotoma
Lineage: Eukaryota; Metazoa; Arthropoda; Insecta; Hymenoptera; Figitidae
Gene: Tmep
Product: transmembrane protein 184B
Exons: 6
Coding region: 306-1463 (385 amino acids)
Biological process (GO): transport
Molecular function (GO): transporter activity
Source: RefSeq, a predicted model, not a curated record